AUGUCUUCGUGGCUCUUACGUCCGUUGUCCACGGUCUCCGUUCAAGUGCGAAAUUACGGUCGGUUCGGUCGGAAGCCGCGGAUCACGAAACCCCGCCCAUCUCAUACUUACCGGGCUCUAGUUGAACAUAUAGUGCAGCCAAAGUAUGUCGAUUUCGUAAAAUCGUUACCCCCGAAUGAAACCUGUGAAUUGAAUGCGCACUACCAAAGUGUGACUGCCGCAGUGGAAACGAACGUGACUAAAUAUGAAACCCUGCUUGCGCGAGAAGCCCUCAUGAAGUUUCAGAGUUCACAACUGACCCUGAUAUUUCAUCGAAACAAGAUGGAGGGCUGGGAUUACUUCGAUGCGUCCCUCGCCUUGCACAAAUGUGGAAUCAAGGUGGAAGCCAUAGGGAAAAAAAUUUUGCAGAUUGCUCUGGACGGAACAAAAUACUCCAACAUUCUACCCAUCUUCACUGGUCAUCAGUUAAUAGGGUUCGGAAUGGAGAAAAGUGAUCCGAAAUCUGUGAAAGCCAUUUUCAAGGCGUUGCGUCGAACACCCGGUGUGGUGUUGAUGGCUGGCAUUCUUCAGGAUAGAAUCAUGAGUACAUCUCAGCUUAAAAGCUACUCAGAAUGGGGGAACAAACAUGCGGAGUUGGUGUCGACGUUGGCUACUGUCGGUGGUGCUGAUCUUUCACGUUUGGACGCUGUCAAGUCCCCGAGAGUCACGACCCAGCUCUUGUAUUUUAUUCUGAAAAUCUUUAUCCUGUUUCCAAAACAAGCUGUCUGUUGCGUGGCACUGCUUGACGGUUUCAGACAAAUCCUCGUGGCCUGCGUUUCUGUGCUCAAGUCACAGUUCGCGACGUUCGACGCGUCCAUGUUUCCACCGAUGCUCGUGUCUGUCCCCCAUCCAGAAACGCUGACAACUGUGCCAGUGCUGAAAGAAGUUGAUGUUGACAAACUGAUUGUUUUGACAUUCGUAUUGUCUAUGGUUGCUGCCGUUUUUAGCUUGAUGAUCCCGAUGUUUUUUGGGUCGGAUCCUACGAAAGAUGACGGAUAUAAGGGAUACACGAAACCGAAUCCGUUGAUCUUCUGCUCUGCAUUU
Molecule: messenger RNA, 1083 nt
Organism: Notodromas monacha
Lineage: Eukaryota; Metazoa; Arthropoda; Ostracoda; Podocopida; Cyprididae
Source: the annotation of a GenBank genome assembly